Molecule: messenger RNA, 666 nt
Organism: Trametes versicolor FP-101664 SS1
Lineage: Eukaryota; Fungi; Basidiomycota; Agaricomycetes; Polyporales; Polyporaceae
Exons: 2
Source: RefSeq, a predicted model, not a curated record
AUGGUGCAGAUACAUAGUGACGACAUGAUACGGCGGUGGAACCAAGAAAUCGACACCUACCUUGUGUUUGCAGGCUUGUUCUCCGCGAUUCUAACCGCGUUCAAUGUGCAGUCAUAUCUUCUACUUCAGCCCGCUGCGCCGGAUCCAUCCUUCGUCGUGUUGCAGCAAAUAUCUGCACAGCUCGGCAGCUUCUCCGUCAGCCCGCACUUCGUAAACUCAACCCAGCCCCCCAGCACGAGCCCUUCCGACGUCGAUGCCCGCACCCCGCCGCGUGUCCCGCGCUGGGCGGUAUGGCUCAAUUCACUAUGGUUCUCUGGGCUCAUCCUUUCGCUAGCCUCUGCCGCCAUCGGUAUCAUGGCUAAGCAGUGGUUGAACGAGUACACCAGCGGCCUGUCCGGCACUUCCCGCACCACUGCACGCAUACGCCAGCACAGGUUGAACAACCUGAUGAAAUGGCACGUCGACGACAUUGUGGGGACGAUACCCGUGCUUCUCCAGCUCGCGCUCCUGUGCUUCCUCGCGGGUCUCCUCGUCCUCCUGUGGGGCUUGCACAGCACUGUGGCGGCGAUCGCGUCCAUGCUCGUCGGGCUUCUCUCAUCCUUCAUCCUUAUCACGACGGUGUGUCCGCUCUUUGAGGACACCUGCGCGUACCUCUCCCCUCAGGCG